This is a messenger RNA of Theobroma umbraticum, 3643 nucleotides long. RefSeq names its product Tetratricopeptide repeat (TPR)-like superfamily protein. NCBI's taxonomy places the organism in Eukaryota, Viridiplantae, Streptophyta, Magnoliopsida, Malvales, Malvaceae. Gene Ontology annotation, molecular function: RNA binding; protein binding. Gene Ontology annotation, biological process: RNA modification. The record is from RefSeq and is a predicted model, not a curated record.
UUCCUUGCUUGAACAAAUUUAAGAGCCAGGCCUAUCAUAUCAUGGUGAAUCAUGGGUUCUAUUUCUUGGCAAUGCAAAGGCAAACAAAACCAACUUCUUCAAUUUUCUAUAACCGCUUCUUUUUUCCUCUCAAAACUACAACAGUUUCACUCCACACAGCAACAAAGAGCAGGUCCUUCAUCGACUCUGCCAAAACCCGCAACAAAGCUUCGAAAUUCCUUGUUUACUGCAAUACCCAGAUCACUCAAAAUGGUAGAAAUGGUAAUAUCGAAGCAGCCGAGUCAAUCUUUAAUCGCAUGCCUUUCAAAAGCACCGUGUCUUGGACUGCCAUGUUGACAGCGUAUGCCGAUAAUGGGAAAAUUUCAAAAGCCCGUGAAGUAUUCGAUGAAAUGCCGGAAAGAACAACUUCUUCGUAUAAUGCGAUGAUUACGGCUUAUAAUAAGAAUGGUUGUAUGGUAGAUGAAGCCUAUAAGCUUUUCUGCAACAUGUCUGAGCGGAAUGCUGUGAGUUAUGGCGCGAUGAUCACGGGGUUUGUUAAUAAGGGAAGGUUUGACAAGGCUUUGGAAAUUUACGAAAAUACCCCUGGGAAAUGGCGGGAACCGGUUUGUUCAAAUGUAUUGAUUAAUGGGUAUUUGAAAUUUGGGAGAUUAGAUGAGGCCGUUGGCAUUUCCGAAGGCAUGAUUGAGAGGGAUGUUGUUUCUUGGAGCUUAAUGGUUGAUGGGUAUUGCAAAAGUGGGAGACUUGUGGAAGCUAGAAAGUUGUUUGAUAAGAUGGUGGAGAGAAAUGUGGUUACUUGGACAACAAUGAUCAAUGGGUACAUGAAAAUGGGAAAUUUAAUUGAUGGUUUUGGUUUAUUUUCAAGUAUGAGAAAGGAAAGUGGAGUUUUGGUUAAUUCUACUACGUUGAGUAUUAUGGUUGAAGCUUGUGGAAAUUUUAAUAGAUAUAGAGAAGGAAUUCAAAUGCAGGGGCUGGUUUUGCGGUUUGGAUUUGAAUUUGAUGUUUUUUUAGGGAAUUCUAUUAUUACUAUGUAUUGUAGAUUUGGUUGUAUUUAUGCUGCUAAUUUGGUAUUUAAUAUGAUGAGGAAGAAAGAUUUGGUUUCUUGGAAUUCUUUGAUCAUGGGUUAUGUUCAAGAGAAUGAAAUUGAGGAAGCUUAUGAUCUUUUUGAGAAGAUGCCUAAAAGGGAUGUAGUUUCCUGGACUACCAUGAUUAUGGGGUUUUCUAGCAAAGGACAAACUGAUAAAUCUGUUGAGUUAUUUAGGAUCAUGCCUGAAAAAGACAAUGUUGCUUGGACUGCAGUAAUUUCAGGGUUUGUGAGUAAUGAGAUGUACGAAGAGGCUUUUUGCUGGUUUACUGAGAUGCUUCAGAAAUCAGUAAAGCCAAAUUCUCUUACUUUGAGCAGUUUAUUGAGUGCUUCAGCCAAUUUGGCAAUACUAACCCAAGGGCAGCAGAUCCACGGACAAGCAAUAAAGAUGUAUCUAGAAUUUGAUCUUUCAAUUCAAAAUUCACUUGUCUCGAUGUAUUCAAAAUGUGGAAAUGUAUCUGAUGCCUGUCAGGUCUUUAUGAGUAUUAAAGAACCAAAUAUCAUUUCUUUUAAUUCAAUGAUUACUGGCUUUGCUCAAAAUGGCUUUAGUGAAGAAGCUCUUAAAUUAUUUAGGAAAAUGCAGAGUGAAGGCCCGGAGCCAAAUCAGAUAACCUUUCUUGCUGUUUUGUCUGCCUGCACCCAUGUUGGACUUGUAGAAGUAGGAUGGGAAUACUUUAAAUCCAUGAAAUCCUUAUAUAAUAUGGAACCAACGCCUGAUCACUAUGCAUGCAUGGUUGAUCUCCUUGGCCGAGCUGGAUUGUUUGAUGAAGCAGUUGAUUUAAUUUAUUCAAUGCCUUUUGAGCCCCAUACUGGAGUUUGGGGAGCUCUCCUGGGUGCAAGCAGAACUCACCUCCGUGUUGAUCUGGCAAAGCUUGCAGCCCAGCAGCUUAAAAAAUUGGACCCUGAUAAUGCAACUUCUUAUGUUGUUUUGUCCAAUUUAUAUUCUAUCCUGGGAAAGAAGAAAGAUGGAGACCAAGUAAGAAUGGACAAGAAAUCAAAAGGAAUAAAGAAGAGCCCUGGGUGUAGUUGGGUGAUAGUGAAGGACAAAGUUCAUUUGUUUCUCGCAGGUGAUCAAUCUCAUAAGGAUUCAGAAGAGAUUAGAGUUACAUUGUGGACAAUUGUGAAGGAGAUGGAAGAGCUAGGUUGUUAUAGAAAAUGAAUGACUCCCUUUCUUCUGCAUGUUAUAGAUAAAACCACUAGAGAAGCUUUUCAUCUUUCUCCUCCAUUGGUCUCUUCUGCGGCAAUAGUUAUUAUUUAAGGCUUGUGGCUUUGUUGAUGGGACCAGCGGUGGUUCUUGAGGUUUUCCAUGCCAUUGGUCACGUGUGAGUAUGAUGCGUUGUAGAUAAUGGCAUGGUGAAGACAAAAGCGAAGAAUGUGUUAACUGGGAGGAUGGUUGCGUAGCUUGAAAUUCUCAUUUGACCAGCUUUUUGGGUGAGGCUAAAAGAUGAUGCUGUUGAUGGUGAGGCUCUUAUUGGAAUGUGAGAACCAUGCUUAUUGCCCUCUCAUGGGUGUUGCUAGAGCUCACAUGUAAUUUACAGGUAACCCAGUAUGUAAAAGAGGUGCUUUUUCAGCCACUGAAGUAUGUAGAGCAGUUUGUCAUCCAAAUCAACCACUGUCACGACAACAAGCUUUACCUCUGCUACCAUUAUCAAUCCCAUCCUCAGCUUUGACAAUAUGAACAAAAUGCCUUCAUCAUCACUAGCGAUGUUGCAUUGCCACUAAAAGGAGACAACUUGACCCUCCCAUCUUGUUGUGCCACUCUGUGUUCACUUCCUAUUCUAUGUCCAGAAUGCAGUGCAUUGGGUUGGACUUCCAGUUUACCUCCCAUGAUUAUGUGUAUCUGAAUGGGGAAAAUGUAUUGUACAGGAGAGUUUAUGUGAUAGCUUGUCCUAUGUUGACGCAAAACUGUCAGAUCUAACAUGAUACUUGCCAUCACGUAGAUCCGAUCUAUAAUGUUUUUCAUACCUGUGGCAGGAAAAAGGUUACCAUAGCUGUCUUUUAAUUUGAUUUGUAUUUUUUUAAUAUUUCUUAGCCUUUCAUCCCCCCUUGGUUUCUAUUCUCAGGCCUGCUUGAAAAUUCAUUAAAAUUCACAAGCAGCCAUGCCUGCAUCUCAGGUAGUCCCACAGGCCAUGUUGACAGAGUUCCCUUUUCCCCUGUGACCUGGUACGACUACUCCAGUAUUAAAUGAGACCUAGCAUUUUAUUAAUCGAGUAUCUAAUUUCAUGAUCAAACUGAAGGAGUAAUUAUCAGAAUGGAGUUGGAAAGACUUUUGUUGAUUGAUGGUUGAAUGCACAAUGGCUCUAAUUUCAGUUGGCUGUACAUGGAUCUAUGCUUUAUUUGUAAAGACUCAUCAUGUUGGACUUGAGUCAAUGUGCAUAUGUUGUUUCACGGUAUAACUUAAAAAGCAAUUUUUAUACCCUCAAAAACGAAAGGGAAGUGAUUCUUUUUGCAUUUUGUGCUCAUUAAAUUAGAGCAUUUUGUUUUAUGCUUACUUAUCAUGAUUCUUGAUUACAUUUUGUGUCUUGUACUUCUUAAGCUACAGAAAAUAUGAUAUUUUCUUGA